AUAUACUAUGACAUUUAAGUAGAAGGAUAAGGUCAAAAAUAAACUUCAUUUCUGUUAUGAUGAGACAUUUCAUACUUCUUACACUUUCCGUGGCCGUGGUCUAUGGUCAGUGCCCAGACGGCUGGAUACAUCAUGGUCAGUCAUGUUAUAGACUAAGAUUUGACACAGAGACUUGGAUAGAUGCAAAGGUUGUUUGCGAGUUGGAUGGGGCAUACCUAGCAGAGAUUGGUGAUGAGAAAGAAAACACGUUUAUUCACGGGCUUGUUACAGAUAAUAAAGGAAUAUGGAUUGGCGGGACAGAUUUAUCGACCGAAGGUGAAUGGAUAUGGAUAAACUCCCAUUCAGAUAUGACGUACACAAAGUGGCGACCAACAGAACCAAAUAAUAGUGGACAUGAUGAGAACUGUCUUGAAAUGGAUACACAUGGUCUGUGGAAUGACCGGCCGUGUCAUUACAUACAGAAAUAUGUUUGCGAGAAAACAUUACAAAAUCAGGAAAUCAUUGGUUGACAAAUGUGGACUGGUUUGUUAAUUGAUUGCACUGUUAACCAAAAUAAUCAAAUAAAAUAAUCAUUAUUCUGA
Messenger RNA from Ruditapes philippinarum (Manila clam), 581 nucleotides. RefSeq names its product low affinity immunoglobulin epsilon Fc receptor-like. The record is from RefSeq and is a predicted model, not a curated record. The transcript is spliced from 5 exons. NCBI's taxonomy places the organism in Eukaryota, Metazoa, Mollusca, Bivalvia, Venerida, Veneridae. Gene Ontology annotation, molecular function: signaling receptor activity. The coding region runs from base 57 to 509 and encodes 150 amino acids.